AUGUCUGAACUAGCUAAUCAAAUGGAUAACUUGAACUUAGGUGGGAACAACGGUAACGGCAGGGGUUCGAACCCAAGAAGCUCGUACGUCCCUCCUCACAUGAGAGGCAAGAGAAGCGGACCACCUUCCGGAUCUUUUGACGGUAACGGCGGAGAUUUCGGUGGCCGUGGCGGCGGCCGUGGUGGCCGUGGCUCUUCUUCGUUCUUCGGUGGUGGUAGAAGAGAAGGUUUUGGAGGCAGAAGAGAGGGUGGUGAUGGCCGCACACCUCGUGGCGUUGGCAGAUGGGUCAACGGCAAACACGAACCUGCCCCUAAGAACGAGCAAAUCGAACUGCAACUGUUCGGUACUGCGGAGGACCCCAGCUUCCAGUCGUCCGGUAUCAACUUCGACAACUACGACGACAUUCCUGUCGAGGCCUCCGGUAACGACGUUCCAGAGCCUAUUUCGGAUUUCACUUCUCCUCCACUAGACGAGUUGUUACUCGAAAACAUCACGAGAGCGCGUUUCACAAAGCCUACGCCUGUCCAGAAAUACUCCGUUCCUAUCAUCGCCGCCGGCAGAGACCUGAUGGCCUGUGCGCAGACCGGUUCCGGUAAGACAGGUGGGUUUUUGUUCCCAGUUUUGUCCGAGUCGUUUGCCAACGGACCAGCUCCCGUGCCAGAACAAGCUUCCAACUACUACAUUAAGAAAGCCUUCCCCACUGCGGUCGUCUUGGCCCCAACCAGAGAAUUGGCCACUCAAAUUUUCGACGAAGCCAAGAAAUUCACUUACAGAUCCUGGGUGCGCCCAUGCGUCGUUUACGGUGGUGCCGACAUCGGUAGUCAAAUUAAGGAACUUAACCGUGGUUGCGACUUGUUGGUCGCUACCCCAGGUCGUCUUUCCGAUCUUCUAGAACGUGGCCGUAUCUCGCUCUGCAACAUCAAGUAUUUGGUGCUAGAUGAAGCCGACAGAAUGUUGGAUAUGGGUUUCGAGCCUCAAAUCAGACACAUUGUCGAUGGGUGUGACAUGCCUAACGUCGACAACAGACAAACGCUCAUGUUUUCCGCCACUUUCCCCGUUGACAUUCAACACUUGGCCCGUGACUUUUUGAAGGACUACGUGUUUUUGUCCGUUGGUAGAGUCGGUUCCACUUCCGAAAACAUUACCCAAAACGUGCUUUACGUCGAAGACUAUGACAAAAGAUCUGCAUUGCUUGAUCUUUUGGCCGCCUCUGAUGACGGUUUGACUUUGAUUUUUGUUGAAACCAAGAGAAUGGCUGACGCUUUAACCGAUUUCUUGAUCAUGCAGGACUUGAAGGCUACCGCCAUUCAUGGGGACCGCUCCCAGGGCGAGCGUGAGCGUGCUCUAGGCGCUUUCAGAAGCGGAAAGGCCAAUUUGUUGGUCGCCACUGCGGUUGCUGCAAGAGGUUUGGAUAUUCCUAACGUUAUUCACGUCAUCAACUAUGAUCUUCCAAGUGACAUCGACGAUUACGUUCACAGAAUCGGUAGAACUGGUCGUGCUGGUAACACCGGUACCGCUACUGCCUUCUUCAACAGAGGCAACAAGAACGUUUGCAAAGAGUUGGUUGAAAUUUUGACCGAAGCCAAGCAGGAAGUCCCAGCCUUUUUGACUCAAAUCGCCAGAGAAACCUCUGGUGGUGGUGCUAGAGGUGGUCACAGCAGUCGUGGCAACAGCACCAGAGACUAUCGUCGCCACGGAAAUGGCUCUAGUGGUAGCUCUUACGGUGCCAGCGGUAGAGGUGGAUCUUCUUACGGCAGAGGUGGUGGCUCCGGUUGGGGUAACUCCUGGGGCAACUCGGGAAGCUCCUGGGGUAACACCGGAAACUCCGGUAGCUCUGCUGCCAGCAACUCCUGGUGGUAA
Molecule: messenger RNA, 1860 nt
Organism: Lachancea mirantina
Lineage: Eukaryota; Fungi; Ascomycota; Saccharomycetes; Saccharomycetales; Saccharomycetaceae
Source: the annotation of a GenBank genome assembly